Messenger RNA from Cladocopium goreaui, 603 nucleotides. NCBI's taxonomy places the organism in Eukaryota, Dinophyceae, Suessiales, Symbiodiniaceae. The record is from the annotation of a GenBank genome assembly.
AUGGCUGGUGUGCAGAGCUCCGCUGGAUACCCUUCAAAGGAAGCCUCGUUGGCUCCCGAUCAAACAGAGAAGUUUGGGUGUCGAGAUUCCACCUCAGGCCUUGCUGCAGUGUGCUUUGCUUUGCCAGAUGUUGCAGAUGCUAUGGGAGCAGCUUGUUGCAACCCAGCCCUUCUGGCCCGGCUUGGAAUUGCCGAUCUCAACCUACGACAGCUGAUCUUCUCUCGCAGAUUUGCGGAACGCCGAGCUCAAGAUUUCUGUGAUCAUGGAAUACCAUGGGCCAAAGGAUGUGUCAAUUUGGAGCAGCUUGCGGUUGGAUUGAAGGUGAUGGACGUGUGUGCGUCAGACAGCAGCAACCACUUGUACUUCGAAUAUGGUGGUGGAUUGAGUCUGCUUGAGGAGACCAAAAAGCUGAUCCAUGCAGCUGCACUUUUUGCACAGCAACAUCCAAGACUUAAAUUCCAUGUGGAUGCGCAUGCCGGUGCCGGUGCACCACGUGGAAUUGCUACAAGCACUGCAAGGCGGAGAGCACUAUCCGUGGUUGACGAAUUGGUUGGGCUGGGUGUGGCCAGAGAGCACGUUUCCACGACAGCUUGGGGACGUUGA